Molecule: messenger RNA, 1683 nt
Organism: Ceratotherium simum simum (southern white rhinoceros)
Lineage: Eukaryota; Metazoa; Chordata; Mammalia; Perissodactyla; Rhinocerotidae
Source: RefSeq, a predicted model, not a curated record
GGAAGCGGGACUGGGCGGAUGUCUCCGGCGCGCCCGUGCAGGGGGCUGAGGGCUGCGGUGGCUGCCAGCGUGGGAUUGAGCGAGGGGCCGGCGGGCUCCGCCCGGAGCGGCCGCCUCCUCCGCCCGCCGAGCCCCCCUCCGGCCGCGCCGGGAGCCCGGCUGUUGCGGCUCCCGGGGAGCGGGGCCGUGCGGGCCGCAAGUCCGGAGCGCGCCGCCUGGACCGAGGCGCUGCGGGCCGCCGUGGCCGAACUGCGCGCCGGCGCCGUGGUGGCUGUCCCCACCGACACGCUGUAUGGCCUGGCCUGCUCGGCGAGCUGCUCGGCGGCGCUGGGCGCCGUGUACCGCCUCAAGGGCCGCUGCGAGGCCAAGCCGCUGGCCGUAUGCCUGGGCCGCGUGGCCGACGUCUACAGGUACUGCCAUGUGAGAGUACCCGAGGGGCUCCUGAAAGACCUGUUACCAGGCCCAGUCACCCUGGUGAUGGAACGCUCGGAGGAGCUCAACAAAGACCUGAACCCCUUCACUCCUCUUGUAGGCAUCCGGAUUCCUGACCACGCCUUCAUGCAGGACCUGGCCCAGGUGUUCGGGGGACCACUUGCUCUCACCAGCGCCAACCUCAGCUCCCAGGCCAGUUCUCUGAAUGUCGAGGUGAGAGUCCUCCCCCCAGAAGUGUCACCAGGCCAAACAGUUUCCUCUGAACCUGUGGGGUUGAUGGUGUGCUGGAAUUGCCUAGCAGGAGAGUCACCCUUUCGGUCUAAUGAUGGGAAGUUCUGCCUCAUUGUCAGGGGGUUGGGAGAGGUGGGGUGGAAAGAAUCCAAAUUAAAGAAUCUCAGAAAGGUUUCAUUACAAAGUUUGAGAGGCGAGGGGGAAAAUUGAUGUUUUCUUCUUAUUAACUUUUUAAUAAUAAGAAACAUUGUGAUAAAUACAAUCAUUUUUUCCCUUUUUGGGGGGGUAGCAGUUGUUGGAGAAUACAGUUAGGCGAUAAGUCUUUAUAACAGUGCUGUACAGAAAAUUAAGGCUCCAAAAAGUUCAUUCAGUUGUUCCAGGGACUCCUGACCCUGUUCUCUUACCUCUGCCACAAGCCAGGUCAAAGAAACAAUCGUCCUAAUCCUGUCUUGGCUGCAUAGCUUAGAACGAACGAGGACACAAAGGAAUUUAACUUACCACACAUUUUUUUCUUACUGAACUUAAAUAGUUCAUAGUAAAGUGAUGGAGUUUUCCAUGCCCAGACCUAGAGAGUGGGUUCAGGGCCCUGGGAAGUGAGAGCUCAGCACCCCUUCUUAUUCUCAGACUGCGGGGUUUUCUCGGUCCUGGUGGCUACACCUGAGGCCGUGGGCAAGGGGAUGCUAGGGUGGGGGAGGGAGGUUUCUUUGUACUUUUCAGCAAGCAGUUGCCCUGUCCAACACCAUAACUGGUAUUUACGACCCGCCAUCCCAGAUUCCCAGGCCUAACUGCCACUGCAUUGUCCUCAUGGGGGCGGGAGUGACCCUCUAGCUCAGUUCACAGUUCAAUCCACAGUUCUGGAGGGAGUAUCCUUCCCAUAGCCCAAGGAUUGAGUGCUGGUGGCAUGCACUUGCUGAGGCCAGCCUCUUGCUCUCCCUACCCUGAUCAGAGUUCCUCUGACAUCCAGGAUCACAGUGCUAGAGCUGGAAGGACCUUUGGUGGCCAUCUCGUCCAGCCCCCUAU